Scleropages formosus (Asian bonytongue) is the source of this 2169-nucleotide messenger RNA. RefSeq names its product polymerase (DNA directed), delta 2, regulatory subunit (gene pold2). Gene Ontology annotation, biological process: DNA replication; DNA strand elongation involved in DNA replication. The transcript is spliced from 11 exons. Lineage: Eukaryota; Metazoa; Chordata; Actinopteri; Osteoglossiformes; Osteoglossidae. Gene Ontology annotation, molecular function: DNA binding. The record is from RefSeq and is a predicted model, not a curated record. Gene Ontology annotation, cellular component: delta DNA polymerase complex. The coding region runs from base 57 to 1562 and encodes 501 amino acids.
GAGAGCGGGAGAUGGCGGGAGUUCUCAAUGUUGUUAUACGCAUUUGAGGAGAGUACAUGUCGGAGAAAUCUACAAAUAUUAAAAUUAGAAAGCAAAUUGCAUCGGCGCUGAAUUUCUUUUCACCAGACAACCUCGGCCCCACCAUCAUGUUUUCUGACCCAGCAACUCGGACAGAUGGAAUGCUCCUGGCCCCGCCGAGCUCGGGGGGCGCUGGGGGCCCGGUGUUCGAUAGGGUCCAGCCCUCCUACAGCAGCCAAUCUGAGUGCUUCAGGGUUGGAGAGCGCAGCUUCAGCCGCCAAUAUGCGCACAUGUACGCCACAAGGCUGAUGGAGAUGAGGGACAUCCUCACCAGCAAAGCCAAGCAGACAUGGGGAGCUGAUGUGAAAGUGAGACGACUAUGUGAUCUUCAGAAUGGGGAACAGUGUUGCAUUGUGGGAACCGUCUUCAAACACAUGGAGCUUCAGCCAUCCAUCCUGAAAGAGAUCAGUGAGGAGCAUAACCUGCUGCCCCAGCCACCACGUGCAAAGUACAUCAGCCAAUCUGAUGAACUCAUUCUAGAAGACGAGUUGCAGAGAAUCAGACUGGAGGGCAACAUUGACACGGCCAAGUUUGUCACAGGGAGUGUUAUUGCAGUGCUUGGAGUUGAGAAGAACGAUGGAAAGUUCACCGUGGAGGCUUUCUGUACAGGCGAUCUGCCCCCACAGUCCCCUAGAUCUCGCCUAAGCUCUGACCGGUUCGUACUCCUAGCUUCAGGGCUGGGCCUGGGCAGCAGUGGCGGGGACAGCCUUUUGGGCCUGCAGCUGCUAGUGGACAUGGUGUCGGGGCAGCUGGGUGAUCAGGGUGAGCAGAGCAGGGCAGCUUGCAUCUCUCGUGUGCUGCUAGCCGGUAACAUGCUGAGCCACAGCACCCAGGACAAGGACUCUCUUAGCAAGGCCAAAUACCUGACAAAGAAGACACAAGCAGGCAGCGUGGAAGCCAUUCGUAUGCUGGAUGAGUUGCUGGUGCAGCUGGUGGCCUCCGUGCCAGUGGAUGUAAUGCCUGGACAGUAUGACCCCACCAACUACACGCUCCCGCAGCAGCCCCUCCACCGCUGCAUGUUUCCCCUGUCCACAGCCUACCCCACAUUGCAGCUUGUCACCAACCCCUACCAGGCUGACAUCGAUGGAGUCCGGUUUCUGGGGACUUCUGGUCAGAACGUGAGUGAUAUGGUGAAGUACAGCAGCAUGGAUGACCACCUCGAGGUGAUGGAGAGCACGCUACGCCUCCGUCACCUGGCGCCCACAGCCCCAGACACCCUGGGCUGCUACCCAUUCUACCAGAAUGACCCCUUCAUUCUGCAGGAGUGCCCAUAUGUUUAUUUCAGCGGAAACGCGCCCACCUACCAGGCCAAGAAGAUUACUGGUGAGGAUGGUCAGGAGGUUCUCCUGGUCACAGUCCCAGAAUUCAGCAGCACGCAGACAGCCUGUCUGGUUAACCUGCGAAGUCUGGAGUGUGAGCCCAUCGUUUUCUCCUCAUUCUGUCCUGAGGACGAGGAGGAGAGUGAGAUGAACAUAAGCCACUGAGAGCAUCAGAUUCUGUCCUUGAUUUUUGUCAGCUUUGCAGUUUGUGCACAGGGCAGCUCUGCUUUUCAGAGUUCAUCUCUGCAGUACCCGCACCCGUGCGCCAUCACUGCUGCGGUAAAUCCAUCUGAUGGAACAGUUGCCUGUGGUUGUUCAUCCAUAUACCUGCACUUUUUUCCCCCAAGAACCAGAACUCUCAAAAAUGCUGCUUUCAGUGAAAUUUAUGGUUGAAACUCUUAACUGACAAAUAAGCAAAAAAGACUUAGCAGAUAUGUGACAUUUGGUACAUCGUUUAUGGGAUCCUUUGGGGAAAAAUGCAGCAUUUAAAACAAGAUUUUACAGAUGUUUCCUUCCUUACUUCAUAAAACAAAUAUUAAACAAUAUUCAUUUCUGUAUAUCAACUGUUAUAUUUAACCACACUGGCUAAGAGACAAAAAUGUAAAUAAACCCAAGUUUUUUUUUAUAAUAAAAUGCAUCCUCUUAUCUUGAGUGGUUGGUAAGUUUUUCUUAUGAAAUUACUGCACAAAGGGCUAUUUUUAUUUUUUGGUGCUAUCUUACAAAGUGAUAGCCACUCCAGGAAUGUCAUCGCCAUUGUCUCUUUUUAUUUAAC